GGAAUUAGAAGUAGAUUUUCCAUGAUAAUUUAAAAACUCUUUUUAUUUUUUCAAAUUCAAACACCGAUUCACAAAAAUGUCAUCAUUAUGCAUCUGCAACUUGGGUCUGCUCGUCACUUGCGCUCCAGAGACGUUGACCAAAACAGCCACGUCUAGUGCAAAGCCUACAGGUACCGAACCGUCUUCUCCGAAAAGGCGUCAUGCAUCCGAUGAUCCUUUAGGUCGUGUCCUUGGUCCCGCAGUCAUCUUCAUAGAUGAGAACAAGAAGGUGAACUAAGGGUUUCCAAAUUGCAUUCUUCAUUUGCAUCCCUGACCUUCUUUCAAAUGUUUGUUUGAAAAGAGGUCAGGGAGGUCCUGAAGAACGUAACUAGUACUGCAACCUACCUCUAAGUCAAGUACUGUGGCUCAGAAGUAGACUGUCCCUUUUCCUUCACCGAUGAAGCGGAUGUGACUGUAGAUGGUUCGGGAUUGAUAGCGUUACCAGGUUUAGUCGAUUGCCACACGCAUGCCGUGUGGGCAGGGUCAAGGGCAGAGGAAUUCGCAGAGAGGUUAAGGGGUGUCAGCUAUGUGGACAUCCAAUUACGUGGUGGAGGUAUCAACAGUACGACAAGAGCGACGCGCGCAGCCUCAGUCGCAGAGUUAUACGCAAGUGCACAAGCGAGAGUUGAUACGGCGAGAACGAUAUGUUGAAUCGCAAUACCCUUCCUCAGCCUCUCUCAGAGAGCCUGUGCGAAUAGCGAUCUUGUCGAACACAACUAAACAAACUCUAAUCGAUACAAGUUAGUUCGCAUCAAUGGUGCAACGACCGUUGAAAUCAAGUCCGGAUACGGACUGUCAGUCGAAGCAGAAGCCAAAAUGUUAGAGUUAAGGGUUGAAAACGAAAGUUGACCUAUCUAAGAGCAUACUUCUGACCUUUUCAAGGGGCAGUGGCAGAGAUCUGCAAGUUAGAUCGGUCAAAUUACAACCGCUAAUAGAAGUUGCGGACAAAAUACGUGUAAAAAGCAAUGGAGUAGGGGCAGGGGGACGGGCGGAAGGUCCACGUGUUGUCCGUACGUUUUUGGGUGCACAUUUGUUAUGAGCAGGAUGCAACAUCCUUUUCCAAGUAUAUACUUGUGCGUAUUUCUAUUUUAGAGGUGCAUCUAUGUACAAGAAAGAGAGUCUUUCGCAGCUAGUCUAUUCUCCUCUAACGAAUCUUUGUUUCUUGUUCCUCAUAGUCCAGUAUCUGUUCUAAUCAUUGUUUCUUUCUCUUCUAACUGCUGUCCCAUCCGAAUUUCGCGACGAUAAAGAGAAAUACGUGAGACAAGUGAUCAGCGAGCAAAUCCCAAGAUGCAAGGGGAUAGCGGACCACAUAGACGUUUUUGUGGAUAAAGGGGCUUUUACUUUAGACGAAGGCCGUCGAAUACUCGAAGCGGGGAAACAGGCAGGGAUGAAGAUAAUUAUGAAGAUUUGUAUAUUUAUAAUUACAAGAAGGAACAACACACAGUAGAGCUUUUGGUGAUGUUGUAGUUUCUGAUUCUGUUAGCACCGCUAGAGACUGAGACUUAGUGGAGUUAUAGUUUUGCUCUUCUUUCUUAAGGGACAUCAAUCAACAGGUGAGUGUUGCUUUAUUAGAAAAAGCAGCAAGGCGUGUAGUCGAGUACGAGCAUUAUGUUAGAAGCAAGAGUGAAGCAAAAGACUCAACUCAGGAGUAAGUUUACAUUCCAUGUCUAAUCCUCAAGCCCACGCGGAGCAGAUUGAGCACACAGGAGUCGCGAAACUGGUUGCUGACAUGGGUGGAUUGAGUGCGGAUCACUUAGAACGUGUAGACGCCGAAGCAGCAUCGGAGAUGGCGAAGAAGAACGUAGUGGGCGUCCUCCUUCCUGGUGCACUUAAGGGUUGCCCUAUUGCAUCCUUCUGAACCAUCCUUGGCCUUGUUUUCAAGUGGCCUUGUUUUCAAGUGGAAAACAAGUGGCAAGGAUGAUUUGAAGAAUGCAAUAGCGCAGCCUCUAAUGCACAGUGGUACUUGAAGGACAUUCCGCCACCGGCUCCGAUGUUGAUUAAGGCCGCUAUCUUGAUAUGGGAUGAUGAACCCUGAGGGGCCGCUAUCAAGGAAUUUUAAAGCGACCCCCCUUGAUGAUUCCCCAGAAGGAAGCUCUAAGUUGAGGGAGCACGGAGUCAAAAUGGCUGUAUCGACAGAUUUGAAUCCGGGUUCCAGUCCAGUGUACGACCUGAUACAGUGCGCGACUAUGUGCUGUGUCAUGCAGGGACUGACGCCUGAGGUACUUACUUUUUGGUAAGGGUUCUGAUUCAAAGUUGGUCUUGCUUGUUGAUGGUCGCUGAGGUUGACAAUUUUUACGACGUAUCAUCUUGAUUUUCCACGCACACGUCGUAAGCCCGGUACGUCGGUUUCACGACCAAACUCGAACGUCGUAUAGGGUUUCAGACAAGAUGAUACCGUCGUAAAAUUGUAGGGUCAUACGCCGUUACGACAAGAUUGAUCCCUACAAUUUAUUCGUCGCGAAACCCUACAAUUUUAUACGUCGGUUCCACGUUUCUCCACGCCCAAACCCUAUGAUUUUUCACGCACACACAGGAAGCCAUUCUCGGUGUCACACGGCAUGCUGGUCUCGCACUUGGGGACGACCGUCUUGGUUGGCUGGGUCCGGGCAGUGUCGGUGACGUCGCCAUUUUCCGGCCUCCGCCUGGAGAAGCGGCUACGAUAGUUAAGGGUUUCCGAGUUGCAUUCUUCACUUGCAUCCUUGCCCUUUCUUCAAGUGGAAAAUGGGUCAAGGAUGUUCAGAAGAAUAUAAUGUUGCAACCUCCAAGAUAGAGUCCUUGAUUCAAUUUUCUGGAGGGUAUGAGUGUGUCUCUUGCGUUCGUGACGGAAGUUUGUUGUUCAACAGUGGACUUCCGACCUCCUCGUCCGCCGGACUAGGGAAACGCAAGAAAAUUAGUAAACAAGCGAGUCUUUAGCAUUUUUGAAGGUUUUUUUUCAAAGUUGUGCUAACGAAAGAGAUGUGGAUUGGAACAACCUCCAUUAGGUGUUGUAAAGAGAUGGUUACGCAUAGUCUCGCGAAGAUAGCCUGUAAGACCUGUAAAGAGGGCAACUUGAUACAACUAGGUAGUUCUUGCUGCGGUCAUGAUUUUUCGAGCAGAUCUAAUGAAGAGAACUUAACGCGCUUGAUUUUUUGUGUAUGUUGUACAGUUGCUGAUACAGAAGAUGAUUGGACGCAGCCACCCUGUUGCAGAUAAGCGCUACACACCCAUUCUCGCUAUACGCAAAGACAAUGUGAGUCCCCUCAGAGAGACGAGGAAC
Molecule: messenger RNA, 3295 nt
Organism: Amoebophrya sp. A25
Lineage: Eukaryota; Dinophyceae; Syndiniales; Amoebophryaceae
Source: the annotation of a GenBank genome assembly